This is a messenger RNA of Tilletiaria anomala UBC 951, 483 nucleotides long. RefSeq lists its product as uncharacterized. The coding region runs from base 1 to 483 and encodes 160 amino acids. The transcript is spliced from 3 exons. Lineage: Eukaryota; Fungi; Basidiomycota; Exobasidiomycetes; Georgefischeriales; Tilletiariaceae. The record is from RefSeq and is a predicted model, not a curated record.
AUGGAUAUACGACUUGCGCGAGAUGCUGUUGCUGCGGUGAAACGGCUGUUUCCAUCUGUGAAUUCCGUUGGGAGCAUGGGCAGUGAAAGUAGACCAAUAGGCAGAGAUGCAAGGCACUCGACCCGCGACCACACUGGCUAUGUUCAUCCCAGUCGUAGGAGCGUGGGGCGCGGCCAAUGCCCAGCAGCAGCGCUGAAUACACAAUCACGUAACCCUUUGGUCCACUGUUUGUAUUGGGCUCGGCCCGCCGAGGUGAGAUGGCACAAUCAAGGACAUAGUGGCGGACAUAAGGUUGUCGCUUCGGGAAUAAGAUACAGAUGGGUGGCUUCGCUUCGCGUCUCCCAGCCUGAAGAAAGAUCGAUCGCCAAUAGGAAAGGGAGCUCCGGAGGCGUCGAAACAAGUCUGAAUGGCAUGAAUGAAUGGUCACAGAUGAAAGAUGUGAGAUGGAUCGGCAUGAUCCCCUGUCUCACAUAUUCACGCUGA